Messenger RNA from Microstroma glucosiphilum, 903 nucleotides. RefSeq lists its product as hypothetical. The transcript has a single exon. The coding region runs from base 212 to 790 and encodes 192 amino acids. The record is from RefSeq and is a predicted model, not a curated record. NCBI's taxonomy places the organism in Eukaryota, Fungi, Basidiomycota, Exobasidiomycetes, Microstromatales, Microstromataceae.
CGCCAUGGUACUGAGCUCACUCCUCAACCUGUCCGUGCUCAGACGCAAGACAAACGAGAGGUCUCUCGAAUCGCUGUCAAGACACCUACUGGGAGGUGCUUCGUAUCGGAGGGGGGCUGAGCCGGGCUAGAGAUGACGAUACAGUGAUCGAGUACAGAAGUGGAAGCCGCGGCAGUCCAUUUACACCAAAGAUCUUUGUCAAGCAAGCACAAUGAAGCAGGUGUUGGUACUAGAAUUCUGUUGCUACAAUGUACAUACCACGCGGGCGGAAAAGCGGGCUCUUUGUCGUCGCGAAUUCUAUUCCAAGCAACGCCGUGCCACACUUGGACUGAGCCCCGAGUGGAGUGCGCCACGGAGACUGACGAGCUGGACUGAAUCAGAUGCAGCGAACAACGGCUUCCAAGGAGAUAGAAGCAGGCAAAGGGCAGGAGCAGGUGCUCUAGGAAUCACUCAGACAAUCACAGGCCUGCCUGUGUCGAUGCCUGGAGUUCGGCUGGGUCAGACAGUGGGAAGCGUCAUGGUGGUUAGGAGUGUGAAGCUAGACAUGCUUAUUUAUUGGCACUUUAGCGCUUUAAGCGAGGUCAAGGUGCAGUUUACCAAAAGGGGGAACGGCACCAAGGUCGCACGCGGGGGGGGCCAGCAGGCGGAGAGCGACAGACGCACAUCCACGGCCGGGAUAAUUCCUGAGACAUUCGCCUUGCCGAGGACUGCGAGCGGCAGCCGCACACCCGCACACCACUGGCAGCAGCAGCAGCAGCAGCAGCAAGGGCGAGCAAUACCCAGCCGCUGAUGCCAACGACCGACUGCUUGCUGGUACGCAGCCAUCACUCGUCCCUCCCCUCACACUCAUCACACAUCUCCUUCUCCUAGAUCAUCGCCUAUCGCACUCGCAUCUGCGCCCGC